Heterobasidion irregulare TC 32-1 is the source of this 1529-nucleotide messenger RNA. RefSeq lists its product as uncharacterized. The coding region runs from base 49 to 1284 and encodes 411 amino acids. The transcript is spliced from 6 exons. Gene Ontology annotation, biological process: deoxyribonucleotide biosynthetic process. The record is from RefSeq and is a predicted model, not a curated record. NCBI's taxonomy places the organism in Eukaryota, Fungi, Basidiomycota, Agaricomycetes, Russulales, Bondarzewiaceae. Gene Ontology annotation, molecular function: oxidoreductase activity.
ACCGGUCAUCCUCCAUCUUCAUCAACUUCAUCGACAUCAUCUAUCUCGAUGGCUUCUCUCAUUCGUCCCACAACCCCUACCCGCAUCCCUUCUCCUCAGCCUUCUCCCAGUAAGAAGGCGGCUGCUGCCCUGCAAGCAUUCUCUCUGGAGUCACCAGUCAAGUCUUCGUUAGUACAGAAGCCUGUCCUUGAUGAUGCCCGUCGGUCACACUCCCCGGAUUCCGUUGAAGACUCGGCCGAGACUGAGGACGUUGAAGAGUUCCGAAAGCGGUUUAUUGGUGAGGUGGACCUUCCAGAAAACAUGGAGCCCCUUCUCAUCGAAUCGAAACGUCGUUUUGUUCUUUUCCCCAUUCAAUAUCAUGAGAUCUGGCAAAUGUACAAGAAAGCUGAAGCGUCUUUCUGGACCGCCGAAGAAAUGGACCUGUCAAAAGAUCUCCACGACUGGAAUAACCGCCUUAACGACAAUGAGCGUCACUUUGUCUCGCAUGUCCUCGCGUUUUUUGCUGCCUCUGAUGGUAUCGUCAACGAGAACCUUGUUGAGCGCUUCUCGAACGAGGUUCAGGCGGCUGAGGCGCGUUGCUUCUACGGGUUCCAAAUUAUGAUGGAAAAUAUCCACAGCGAGACCUACUCCCUUCUUAUCGAUACUUACAUCAAGGACCCUAAGCAACGCGAGUACCUUUUUGAUGCUGUUGAGACCAUUCCCUGUGUCAAAAGGAAGGCGGACUGGGCACUACGCUGGAUCUCCGAUCGUCGCUCCACAUUUGCUGAGCGAUUAGUCGCCUUCGCCGCUGUGGAGGGCAUUUUCUUCUCCGGUUCUUUCGCCUCAAUCUUCUGGUUGAAGAAGCGUGGCCUCAUGCCUGGACUCACCUUCUCCAACGAACUCAUCAGUCGUGACGAGGGAAUGCAUACCGACUUCGCAUGCUUGUUGUUCAGCCAUCUCAAGAGGCGUCCGCAUCCUGACACCGUCCUCCACAUUGUCGCCGAGGCCGUUGUUAUCGAGCAGGAGUUCUUGACAGAUGCCCUUCCUGUAGGGCUGAUUGGCAUGAAUGCCAAGCUCAUGUGCCAGUACAUCGAGUUUGUUGCAGAUCGUCUGCUCAUUGCCCUCGGUGGCGAAAAGCACUACAACGCGACAAACCCCUUCGACUUUAUGGACAUGAUCUCCUUGCAGGGGAAGACCAACUUCUUUGAGAAGCGGGUAUCGGAUUACUCGAAGGCCGGUGUCACGGCGACCUCUACUUCUGCGCCUUCAAACGACAAAUCUUUCACCGUGGAUGAGGAUUUCUAAUAUCAAUAUUGUUCACUGUAUCGGACUGUCACAUUUGAUUCGUUAUCUCUGCUCCUCCCUGUCUGCGUAGCACUCGUCCUUGCCAUUGUUUCUUCUAGAUCUGUCACUUAGCUAUGAUAUGUACACUAUCUCACCAUUGGCAUCGGAGUGCGCCACUAUGUAUUUUGCAUCACUUUUACAAUUUAGAACCAAAUACUCUGUCCUAUGGAAAUACAGUGGAGGUGAUCAAGGGAGACAUUCAUGCC